Malania oleifera is the source of this 768-nucleotide messenger RNA. Its product is annotated as protein S40-1-like. The coding region runs from base 49 to 534 and encodes 161 amino acids. The record is from RefSeq and is a predicted model, not a curated record. Lineage: Eukaryota; Viridiplantae; Streptophyta; Magnoliopsida; Santalales; Ximeniaceae. The transcript has a single exon.
UCUUCAAACACCCCCCCCCCCCCCCCCCCCAAUCAGUCCCUUCUAUAAAUGCAACCCCAUUUCCCUCCCUUCCCUCACUGUUCCAUUCUCAGUUUCCCAUUCUCAAUAAUUUUCUCGCACUUUCUCGCCAUGGCCGAGGAGUUCGAGGAGUGCGAAGUGGUGUGGCCGGAGCUCGAGCAACCCGACCGGAACGACGACGUUAAUUGCUUGGACUACCGAGAUGUGAUCGACCUGAACCACCACCAGCAGCAUAAUUCCAGAAUGCAGAAGCCCAAGAAGAAGAAGAAGAGAAUCUCCGAUUCGGCCCCCGUUAAUAUCCCGGAAAGCGUUUUCCAUUCGGCUGAUUCCGAUGAGUUCGAGGAGGAUUACGGGGAGGAGGGAGAGAUUGUUCCGCCCCAUUUGAUCAUCGCCCGGAGAAUUUCCGGGAAAAUGGCGUUUUCGGUGUGCACGGGAAAUGGGAGGACUCUGAAGGGGAGGGAUUUGAGCCAAGUCAGGAAUUCAAUUCUGAGAAUGACUGGAUUCCUGGAAACGUGAAGACGCAGACCCAGUGUCCCUGGAGAUCAAUUGAGACGAAUUCUGGCUUGGAAUUCAAUUCCCAUUGAAGCCAGACAGACAAAAAAAAAAAAAAAAAAAGGAGAGAGGGGAAAAAAUUAAUUUCCUUUGGUUUCUGUUCGGUAAUGGGUCGAUUCCCUUCCAAUUCCCAUUCAUUUGUAACAAAAAGGAAAAUUUAGAAUUAAUCGGUGUUCAAUUGAUUCUGGGUUUUUGUAA